Messenger RNA from Glycine soja, 917 nucleotides. RefSeq lists its product as uncharacterized. NCBI's taxonomy places the organism in Eukaryota, Viridiplantae, Streptophyta, Magnoliopsida, Fabales, Fabaceae. The record is from RefSeq and is a predicted model, not a curated record. Bases 231 to 716 code for a protein of 161 amino acids. The transcript has a single exon.
UUAUUAGAAUAUUAACAUUAUUAUGUAGGGACAAAAAGUUUCAAAUGGAAAUAGUCAAGCACUCAAGCAAAUACUUCCUAGUUGCUAUUGAAGUUAAGAGUUAUAUCAUUUCACUUUCUUUAUUGGUUUACGAGUUUCGUUUAAUAUUUGUUCCCCACAGAUCUUAACACUUCAAAGUUCAAUCUCCCCAUUUUCAUUUUUCCAUAGCAUAAGCUAACAAAAUAAGAAAAAUGAAGUUGAGGUCUUCAAUCGCAUUUAUUUGCAUUCUGGCGAGUGUGAGUGUGACAAUUUCAGAAUCAUUAAGCCAACAAGAGCAAUUGUCAGCAUAUGAAGUUCUUGAGAAAUACGAUCUCCCAGUGGGGCUUCUUCCAAAAGGUGCCACAGGGUAUGAGCUAAACGAAAAAAACGGGCACUUCACAGCGUAUUUGAAUGGAACAUGCUACUUCAGCAUAGAGUCGUAUGAGCUAAAGUACAAGUCCACAAUCAAGGGCGUGAUCUCCAAGGGCAAGUUGUCGAAGCUGAAGGGUAUUAGUGUGAAGAUUGAAGUGUUGUGGCUCAAAAUCGUGGAGGUCACUCGCGACGGCGAUGACCUCCAAUUCUCGGUGGGUGUUGCCUCUGCUGGCUUCAGCGUCGACAGCUUCUCAGAGAGCCCCCAGUGUGGGUGUGGAUUCGAUUGCAACUAUUUCAAUCAAAACGGUGAUGUUUCUUCUCUUUAGAUUUAAUUUGGAUCAGAAUGAAGAAUUCGGAUCUAUCUGUUACUAGGUUUUUUUUUCGUCCAUGAUUAAUUAUUGAUCACCAUCAUGUUGUUUUCCUUUGCGUAAAUUAUGACUAUGGUGGUGUUUUGCGGUAGACACUAAACAAAAGCAGCAUUGGCUGCAUCCCCACUUUGGCUUGUCGUCAAGUCUUACUUUUUUCAA